AGCAGGAAGGAGCCGCAUACGGGCCUCGGCGAGCAGCUCCCGCGGGGCGGCCAGAGCCUGCUCCGCCCGCCCGCACGGCCCGGCCCGCCCGCCUCGGCACGGCGCGGCCCGCUCCGCUCGCCCGGACCGCUCGGCCCCCGCCCGCCUUUAGCCUGGAAGAUGGCGGGUGGCGUGGACGGCCCCAUAGGGAUCCCGUUCCCGGAUCACAGCAGCGACAUCCUCAGCAGCCUGAAUGAGCAGAGGAACAACGGGCUGCUGUGCGACGUGGUCAUCCUGGUGGAAGGCCAGGAGUUCCCCACCCACCGCUCCGUCCUGGCAGCGUGCAGCCAGUACUUCAAGAAGCUCUUCACCUCAGGGUUAGUGGUGGACCAGCAGAACGUGUAUGAGAUAGACUUUGUGAGUGCGGACGCCCUGUCGGCGCUGCUGGAGUUCGCCUACACCGCGACCCUCACCGUCAGCACUUCCAACGUCAACGACAUCCUCAACGCCGCCACGCUGCUGGAGAUCCCGGCCGUCAGGGAUGUCUGCACGGAUCUCCUGGAGAGGAAGAUUCUGGCCAAAAAUGACCAGAUGGAUACAGUAGAUCAAAUUGAUCAGAGGAACCAUCUCAGAGCAAAAGAGUACCUGGAGUUCUUCCAGAGCAACCCCGUGAACGGCCACCAAGGCAGCUUUCCGUGGACCAACCCAGAGUUGAGAGACCUUCAGAGACUGAACUUCCGAGGCCAAGAGGAGGAGGAGGAGUCGAACUGCAACGGCCUGGACUUCUACUCGCAAGCCACCCCAACCGAAAGACCAAAGGCAAGUGACUGUGACCCCGACAGCAACCCGGCCAUGUGGCUGGACCGCGAGGACGAGGAGCCGGUCAGCGGCGGGAUGUUCUCCCCUUCCCAGAACGGACAUUACAGCAGCCGUGGCUUGGCCACCCCGGGAGAAGAGGAGGGGGGCACCCCCAGGGGCCCUCUGGACCCGCAGGAAGCCGGGGACUCGCCCAGCUUCAUCCCCACGGGCACGGAGACGGAGGAUGAUGGCAGGGAGGUGGAUGACCUGGCCGCCAGCGCCCUGCUCCAGCAGAUGAUCAACUCGGUGGGGCGGCAGCAGCUCGGCGACGACGACCGCAAGGACGAGGACGGGGUCAUGGAUUAUUACUUGAAAUAUUUCGGCAGUUCCAGCGAGGGCGACGUGUACCCGUCCUGGUCGCAGAAGGUGGAGAAGAAGAUCAGGGCGAAAGCAUUCCAGAAGUGCCCCAUCUGUGAGAAGGUGAUCCAGGGUGCCGGGAAGCUGCCGCGCCACAUCCGCACCCACACCGGGGAGAAGCCCUACGAGUGCAACAUCUGCAACGUCAGAUUCACCAGGCAGGACAAGCUGAAGGUGCACAUGCGGAAGCACACGGGGGAGAAGCCCUACCUGUGCCAGCAGUGCGGGGCCGCCUUCGCCCACAACUACGACUUGAAGAACCACAUGCGGGUGCACACGGGGCUGCGGCCGUACCAGUGCGACAGCUGCUGCAAGACUUUCGUCCGCUCCGACCACCUGCACAGGCACCUUAAAAAAGAUGGAUGCAACGGGAUCCCGUCGAGGAGGGGCCGCAAGCCGCGGGUCAGGGAGGCCGGGGCCAUGCCCCCCACGCCCACGGGCAGCGCCGAGGACGGCAGCUUCCCGGCCCCCGAGCCCGAGGACACGGCCACGGGCAGCGAGGAGCAGCAGCAGCAGCAGCAGCAGCAGCAGCAGCACUUUGAGGAGAAUUCCAAUAACGAAGCGCCGGGAUUGAAUGUAGCAGGAGGGUCGGAUGAGGGUAAUGAGCAAGGACUCUCCUAAACCAAAAAAAAAAAAAAACAAACCAACCCCAACCGGUGAAACAAUGAAACAACCACCUGAAAACAAACAAAGUCACAAAAUCUAGUUAGUACUUUUCCUCCGAUUUUUCUCUUUAAAAGAUGUUUCUCUCCCUUUUUUUUAAGGAAAAAACAAAAAAAGCUGCGAAAAAAAGAAAAAAAAAAAAAAAGAGAGAUAUUAUAUUAACGUUUUCCAAUCUUCCCAUCGUAAGCGGGGCUCUCCCCCGAGGAUCCCUCGUAGCCAAGGACCUUUUCUUGGAAAGGCAAGGACGCUAGGGAAGCACGAGGUGGGGAUGGAAAGUGGCUCUGUCGCAUGGAAAAGAGCUUCCAUGUAAAUCCAAAGCUUUAUUUUGUGUCCAAACACGCGUUUAAGAAAAAAAGAAAAAAAAAAAGAAAAGAAAAAAAAAGUUAUUUCAGAGAGAGAUCUAUUUAAGAAAAAAAAAAAGGAAAAAAUAGAAAAAAAAAAGGAGUGGUAGGAGUUGGAAGGGCUGUGGCAGGGCGGGGUUUGGGAUUUGGGGGCCGGGGGCUCCUUCCCAGGAGAUCGGGGUCAGGAUUUGGGGUCUGUCCCCCCAGCCCCCCCUGAGUGCGAGGCUCAGUCGGGCAGCGAGGGCUCCGGGUGGGGAAAAAUUGCUGGAAAUUGCUGGAAAAAUUGCCUAAAAAACAAAACAAAACAAAAAAUCAUGUGAGAGAGGGCAGCAGGUUCGGCAGGGUUUGUGUUGGGCACCCGGGGCUGGGGACGCUGGGGAUGGGGACAGGGCAGGGCUGGGGACACCCAGAGCUGGCCAGGGACACCAGGGCUGGGGACAGCAGGGUUGGGGACAGCAGGGAUGGCUCAGCCGUGCCAUGGACUCCGUGUCCGUCCCUGUGUCCGUCCCUGUGUCCGUCCUGUCCCUCCCCAUGUCCCCACGUCCGUCCCCACCCCGCAGUGCCCAGGAAGUGCCUGAGUCAGCCCAGCCCCCGCUGCCGGCAGAAUUUGGGGCUGGGGGGUCCCAAAUCCCCCCCCAGGGAAUUUUUCUUCCCCUCCCCCAGGGAUUUUUUCCCCCCCCACCCCCCUGCAGGGAGAUUUUUCCUGCCCCAAAAACGCCUCCAGGUCCCUUUGGCCAGAAGGUUCUGGGGGGUCUACCCUAAAGGAGCAGGAGGCCUUUGGGGAGGGGGAGCAGCCUGGCCCCCCCCCAGCCCCAUUCCCAAAAAGAAAAGAAAAUAUAUAUAAAUAUAUAUCUAGAGAUGCUCUAUGGCUGGAGAGGCGGGUCCUGACCCUCGGGGGGAAAAGGCACCUUUGAGUUGGUCACCUGUUUUCUAAAUGCACAUUUUUAAAUGCUAAAAAAAAAAAAAGAAAAGAAUAAAAAAAAAAAAAAGAGUAAAAAACCAGAGAGAUUUUAAGCCCUUUUAUUUUCAAAGCACUUUUUAGAUUCUCUUCCUUUUAUUUUAAUUUUUUUGUUGGUUUUUUUUUUUUUGGGUUUUUUUCCUUUUUUUUUUUUUUUUUUUUGGUGUUUUUACUUUCAAAAGCAAAAAGCAAAGAGCAGGUUUUGGCCGAAUGUAUUUUGGAGAGGGAGUGAGAGGGGAGUGUGUGCUGGGGGUGGGGUGAGUGGUGGGGCUGGGGGAAGAGAUGGAUGUUUAUUUAAUGCAGAAAAACAAAAAAAAAAGCAAUAAAAAAUUCCAAAAAAAAAAAGCUUAAAAAUAAUAAUAAAAAAAAAAAAAAAGAAAACAAAGAAGUCUUAGCACUUUGCGAUGGAACGGGUACUUUGAGCUCACUUUAUCUUAAUUUAAAAAAAAAGCAAGAUUCAAGAUGUUUACAAGUCAAAAAAAAACUUUAAAAAAAAAGACUUCUACGGAGAAAAAAAAAUAUUAUUAAAAAAAGCCUAAAUUUAUUUUUGUAAGAAAAAAAAAUGUGUAUAUAUAUAUAUAUAUUUAACAAAAAAACCUAGAAAAAAAUACAAAUAUAGGCAGAAUCCAAGUGAGAUUGGAGGAUGGGAGGAAGAUGCUAAUUAGGUUCUGUGACAUGCCCUGACCCUCGGGAAUUUUAAAUAGAAAAUAAAAUCCAUGGAAGCUUGAAUUUUAGGCAGGAAUCCUGGGGGUUGUGGCUCGCUCACUGCUCCCCACAGCCUCGAGGAGGUUGUUUGUUUGUUUGGGUUUUUUGGGGUUUUUUUUUAAAUUCUUUUUUUGUAGAAAUAAUUUUAUUUUUUUUCGAUGUUAUUUUUAGCCAGUGCCAGCGCAGAGGUGUCGGGAUCCCUGUGGGCUUGGAAAAAUCCCACCUGGAGCAGGGAGAUUGGGAUGUCAGCUGGGAAAUUGGGAUUUGGGCAGGGAGAUUGGGAUGUCAGCUGGGAAAUUGGGAUUUGGGCAGGGAAAUUGGGAUAUCAGCUGGGAAAUUGGGAUAUAAGCUAGGAAAUUGGGAUCCAGGCAGGAUAAUUGGGAUUUGGGCUGGGAAAUUGGGAUCUAGGCAGGGAAAUUGGGAUUUGGGCAGGGAAUUGGGAUCUAGAUUGAGAAAUUGGGAUCCGGGCAGGGAAUUGGGAUUUGGGCUGGGAAAUUGGGAUCUGGCCAGGGAAUUGGGAUCUGGGCAGGGAAUUGGGAUCCGGGCAGGGAAAUUGGGAUCCGGGCAGGGAAUUGGGAUCUAGAUUGAGAAAUUGGGAUCCGGCCAGGGAAUUGGGAUCUGGGCAGGGAAUUGGGAUCCAGGCAGGGAAAUUGGGAUCCAAGCAGGGAAUUGGGAUCUAGAUUGAGAAAUUGGGAUCCGGCAGGGAAUUGGGAUCUGGGCAGGGAAUCCCCCUGGGAAGAGCUGGAGGGACCCAGGUCCAGGCUGCCUUUGGGGUUUUCCCCCCCCUGGGUUUGGAUCUCUCCAGGGAUGUGGCAGGGAUUUCCUGGGAAGGAGCUGGAGGGAUCCCAGAGCCCCGGGAUUUGUGUCCCUCCCGUUCCCCCUUUGGGCAGGAACAUCGGGAUCCCCGUGGAUCCCCAUCCCUCCCUGAGCAGGGUUUGGGAUCUGGGAGUGGAUCCCCCCCGGGCAGGGGCCGAUCCCAGCUGGAAUCUCCCCUCUGGCAGCACCGGCUGAGGGUUUUUGGGAAUAUGCAGAGAAAAUUCCGUGUGGAUUUGGGAACAGAGGCUCUGGAGGUUCCCCUUGUGCUCGGGGUUCUGGUGGCUCCUCUCCUCCUGAUUUUGGGGUUUUUUUUUCCCCCCUGGGAUUUUUCCACCCUCGCUGCUGCUUUUCCUUCCCCAAUCCCAAUCCCAAAGGAAUUUUGGGGGCUCUGGGAGGGGGUGAAGGGGGUGGGAGCUUCCAGGUGUGCAGAGAAAGGGGGGAAAAGGGGAAGGAAAAAAAAGGGGGGGAUUGAUAAAUUAAAAAAAAAGGAAAAAAAGGGGGGAAAAGGAAAUUGGAGGGGAGAAAUAAAAGAGGGGAAAUAAGGGAAGGAAAGGGGGGAGAAGGAAAAAUGAGAAAUGAAAGAAGGAAAAAAAGGGGUGGAAAAAGAGAAAAGAAGGAAUAAAUUGGGUGGGGGGGCAAGGGGAGAAAAAUAGGGAAAGAAAGAAGGAAAAAAGGAAAAAUACAAAGGAAAAAGAGCACAAAGGAGGAAGAGGAGAGAGGAGCAGACUCAGGAUUCCCCCAGCGAUGUCCCCGUGUCCCCCCUGUCCCCUCCCUGUCCCCCACACUGGCAACACUUUAGCACAAGGUGAAGUUUGCACUAAAAAGAAAUCAAGAAAAAGCAAAAAAAAAAAAAAAAAAAGAAAGAAAGAAAUAAAAA
Molecule: messenger RNA, 5554 nt
Organism: Serinus canaria (Common canary)
Lineage: Eukaryota; Metazoa; Chordata; Aves; Passeriformes; Fringillidae
Gene: ZBTB7A
Product: zinc finger and BTB domain containing 7A
Exons: 3
Coding region: 160-1815 (551 amino acids)
Biological process (GO): regulation of transcription by RNA polymerase II
Molecular function (GO): DNA-binding transcription factor activity, RNA polymerase II-specific; protein binding; RNA polymerase II cis-regulatory region sequence-specific DNA binding
Source: RefSeq, a predicted model, not a curated record